CCACCGGCGGCAAGCAGGGGAGGGAGAAGAGGAGAAGAUGGGUGGGGGCAUGGAGGUGCACAAGAACCGGUGGAUCGAGGAGUGGAACGCCGGCCGCGAGAACCUCGAGUUCAACUUCCGCUGGACGCGCCGCAGCCUCGCCGUCGUCGGCCUCUUCGGCCUCGCCGUCCCCAUCCUCGUCUACAAGGGCAUCGUCCGUGAAUUCCACAUGCAAGAUGAGGAUGCUGGAAGACCACCGAGGAAGUUCUUGUAAGUUGUAACCAGCCAGAAUCAUGCUAGUUUUGUUUUAAGAAAUAAAUGCCUUUACCACACGGCACACCCUGGCGAUUCCAAUCUGAGAAACAUGGUGACACUCAGUUCUGCACUUCUGCUUGUAAGCUUUUAGCUGCUGUGCUCUGCUCCAAGUUUUGUUCUGAGGUAUACCUAUGUAACCACCGUUAUAUCAAGAACUACUCUCUUCCGCAUUUAAGCCAAUCCAAACACUAUCUUAAUCGUGC
Molecule: messenger RNA, 497 nt
Organism: Oryza sativa Japonica Group (Japanese rice)
Lineage: Eukaryota; Viridiplantae; Streptophyta; Magnoliopsida; Poales; Poaceae
Source: RefSeq, a predicted model, not a curated record